AUAUCUUCUUGUAUCAGAUUCUAAAUUGUGUUAUGUUCUUGGAACCUUCUUUGAACUCAACUAGCUUCGUCGAUGAUUAGAUAACCGAAGAAUCCUCUUUCUUUACUUUGAUGCAGCGGUCUUUUGGUGAUUUCAUAAGUAUAUGAACAGAGAGAAAGAGAGAGAGAUGUACAUGAUUGAGAGCAAAGGCGGAGCAAUCACUUGCGUGCUCUUGGCUCUGCUCUUCUUAGGGACAUGGCCAGCGAUCAUGACUCUAACCGAGAGACGCGGUCGACUUCCUCAACACACUUAUCUUGACUACACAAUCACACUAGGCCAAAUAGGUCCAAGCAGACCAAAUUUCAUCACACAGCUUUCUCAAGAUAAUUGGCAAUCUGUGAUGUUUGCAAUGGCUGGAGGAAUAGUGCUUAACCUUGGAAACUUUUGUUGCUACAAACGACCAAUGGCACACUUUGAACAUGGUGUUCCAAAACUCAAUGUCUACACUGCCUUCUUCUACUUCUCAGUCUCUGCAUUUGUACUUGCUCUGAUACUUAACAUCAGGUUUCUCUAUUGGCCUAUACUUGGUCUCCCGAGAUCUUCUUUCAAGGCUUACCUAAACGACUGGAACGGUCGAGGAUGGUCUUUCUUGGCUGAAUUUCUCUGUGGAUUUGGUAAUGGUCUUCAGUUUAUGGGUGGUCAAGCCGCUGGAUAUGCAGCUGCAGACGCAGUUCAGGCACUUCCACUUGUGAGCACGUUUUGGGGGAUAUAGCUGUUUGGAGAAUACAGGAGAUCAUCUAAAAGAACAUAUAUACUUCUUAUCAGUAUGCUGUUUAUGUUCAUAGUUGCUGUGGCAGUUCUUAUGGCCUCAUCGGGACAUAGAUAAUGAUUUCAAAAGCCAAUUCACAGGAACAUCUACAAGCUAAAAGGGUCACAAUUUUCUAUAGUUGAUAAACUUGUCAGAAACCACAAGGAGGCCAUCUUUUGAAACGGUUCUUGAGAGGAUAAGGAAGAGCCUUGAAGGAAGAGUGAGUAUAGUUCACUCAUGGUUGCAACAUGUUCACGCCUUUGGUUACAGUGUCAAAUGUUUUCUUUGCUGGUUUCCGUCUUAUGGGUUUGGUUACAAUCUGAAUGGUGUCAUUGUUAGACAUCAGAGAAAGCAACAGUAGUUUAUAGACAAAUUAUGUUAAAGCAAGAAAAAAAAUCAUAUAAGAAAUUACAUCAUCA
This is a messenger RNA of Thlaspi arvense, 1206 nucleotides long. Lineage: Eukaryota; Viridiplantae; Streptophyta; Magnoliopsida; Brassicales; Brassicaceae. The record is from the annotation of a GenBank genome assembly.